AUGCAUGUCGCCUUGCAGUCGGAAGCGAUCCUUGGCCUCCUUUGUACCGAGCUACGGUUGUCGGGAACCCAGGCGGACCGACAUGGCCUGGCCAGUCUUGCACAAACCUGCCGUUCGUUCGCGGAGCCGGCGUUGGACGCACUCUGGUUCACCCAGCCCGACAUUGCCAAUGCUUUCAAGCUUUUUCCAGAAGACCUCCUUGAAUACGAGCCCCUUGACGAUGGUGGCUUCUUUUUGCAUUUUCGUCGACCCAUCCGGGCUGAAGACCUGCUUCACAUCUACAACUAUACACGCCGUAUUCAUGAGCUCACCUUUCCCCCCUAUAAUAAGAGCGGCUAUCAAGGCCUGGCUCCAACGCAGUAUGUGCAUCUUGCGAUGGCUUCCAUGUUCCUCUAUCAAAUCGAGUUAUUCCCAAACUUGACGGAGCUGUCCUGGGAAUCUGACGAUGCCUGGAAUGUUCAUAAUGUCGGAUCCGACGGACCAUUUCUCUUUUUCCAACAAACAGUCGCGUACCAUGCUCCAUGUCUCACACGCCUUCGACUAUGGACGAACUUCCGUUGGAACUUGGAAUUCAUUUUGCCCGUUGCCAGUACGCUUCAAAUGCUCGCGCUCGAAUACUGUUCUACAUACCCAUGUUACCAGCAAGUAAACCCGGUUGCCCUCAAGCUCUCCGAUAUUCAAGUGCUGUCCAUCGGUAACCUGGAUGAUGCUGCUCUUUCUCACAUUGCACAUCUCCUAUCGUUGACGGAAUUGACUCUCGCCCUGCCCGGCCAGGGGAUUCCACCUGACUCGGGCUACCUCAGCGAGCGAACCCUACCCUUCAAGACCUUGCGUGUCCUCAACCUUUGUGUAGUUCCAGGAGAACUACGAGCGCCUCAAACUGCUCGCGGGCUUGAUGCGCUCUUAUAUUUCAUCCGUGCCUGCGACACAUUGACGUUAUCAUCGUUUACGCUAGACAUCCAAGAGUCCGGCGCAUCGGGUGUCACCGAGGUCUUCAUUGCCUUAUCACAGCGCUGCUCCGUGACGCAACUCACCCAGAUAUCUUGUGGCCUCGACUCUUUCGACAAGGCGCUAUUCGAACCGCAUCUCCCCUCACUCGUUUACCCUCUAUUGCAUUACCCAAAUCUUCGUCAACUGCAAAUCGAAAUCGGUUUUGGGCUGACUAUCAACGAUGCAUUGCUUGAACGACUUGUGCAUGCGCUACCCUGCCUCGAAGAGCUCUCGCUGGCCAAAAAUAUCCCCUACCGUGAACAAAAGGCUAUCAGCCUCCCGCACCCAAGCCUAACGGUUGACCUCUACAUCUUUCCCUACCACGACCCAAGGUCGCUCGUCACACUUGGUGGCCUGACAGCUAUCUCUCAGCACUCUCUUCGUUUACGCGAGUUGCGUCUUUCCCUGGAUGCUUCCAAACUCGAAUCGCUCGCUGGAGGCCAGGCCCAGGUUCCUGCUGGCGGCUGUCCACUUAGGGUAUUCCACGCCGCCGACUCGCGCAUUGCCGCUCCAUGGCCGGCGGUCUGGUUUCUUGCGAAGGCGUUUCCCGAGCUAGAAAGUGUCGCAUAUAACAACGUCGAGCGGACUGCGGAGAAUAGACUUGGAGAAGCCAGCCCGGACCGGCCGGAUGCCUACGAGCGAGCUCUUGUAGGAUACGGGAAGGUCUGGCAGCAAGUUAAUGACGCCCUUCCCGACGUUCGCAAUUCGCUCGGCGAGAAGCCCAACAGUAGCCACGAAGAGCUGGCGGAGAUCCUCAGCGGCCUCAGAAAUCUGGCUAUGAUUUAG
Messenger RNA from Mycena indigotica, 1776 nucleotides. RefSeq lists its product as uncharacterized. The record is from RefSeq and is a predicted model, not a curated record. The coding region runs from base 1 to 1776 and encodes 591 amino acids. Lineage: Eukaryota; Fungi; Basidiomycota; Agaricomycetes; Agaricales; Mycenaceae. The transcript has 2 exons.